Messenger RNA from Neomonachus schauinslandi (Hawaiian monk seal), 317 nucleotides. RefSeq names its product general transcription factor IIH subunit 5-like. Bases 55 to 270 code for a protein of 71 amino acids. Lineage: Eukaryota; Metazoa; Chordata; Mammalia; Carnivora; Phocidae. The transcript has a single exon. Gene Ontology annotation, cellular component: transcription factor TFIIH core complex; transcription factor TFIIH holo complex. Gene Ontology annotation, biological process: nucleotide-excision repair; transcription initiation at RNA polymerase II promoter; transcription by RNA polymerase II. The record is from RefSeq and is a predicted model, not a curated record.
GGUUCUGAGGGUGGAGCAUUUUAAAGGUCAUCUGCACCUUUGGACUGGGAAAAGAUGGUCAACGUCUUGAAAGGAGUGCUAAUAGAAUGUGACCCUGCCAUGAAGCAGUUCUUGCUGUACUUGGAUGAAUUAAAUGCCUUAGGGAAGAAGUUCAUCAUUCAAGAUAUUGAUGACACUCAUGUCUUUGUUAUUGCAGAGUUGGUUAACGUCCUCCAGGAGCGAGUAGGUGAAUUAAUGGACCAAAAUGUUUUUUUUCUUACCCAGAAAUGAAGAUACUCCAUAUUGACCACUUAGGAAUUACAAGUAACAAAUGUGAG